Molecule: messenger RNA, 2794 nt
Organism: Ceutorhynchus assimilis (cabbage seed weevil)
Lineage: Eukaryota; Metazoa; Arthropoda; Insecta; Coleoptera; Curculionidae
Source: the annotation of a GenBank genome assembly
GGAAUAGUUGAUCCACUAACACAGUGGAGAAUUCGUUUUAGAGCCUGGGUUUCAAGGUGCAGUGUUUUCUCGCCUAGGUUUUCUCGUCCAACUACUCCGAGUAUUGUGCUUUAAAGCGUUUGACAGCUGAAACGAUUACAGAAUGCAGCUGCCGUUUAUAAGGUUAAUUUUACAAAACGUACAUGUUUUGUUUUGAUCAAGUUAUCCUAGAGAAUAAUAUUAUUAUGUUUCAUUGAUAGCAGAAACUUUUGCAUUAACAUUUUUGAUACAUAUUGUUGGUCCGAUGAUGUGCCUUCCAAUGAGUAUAUAUUUAGGGAUAAGAUAGGACAAUAAAAUUUAUCUUAGUUAAUCAAAAAUAUUAGUAAACAAGCUGGUUUUAUAAUCACUGUGCAACAAAAUGCACAAACUAUUUUUAUUGUUGUGGUUUGUAGCCUGUAUUUCUCUUGGUUUUGGUGCUAGUUACUAUCCACAAAUCACAGUAGACUUAUCAAACUCCCAACCUGGAACUACCGUUACUAAAUUUGCUACUGCUGUGGAGGCUGCAUACACUAUAAACGUAAUAAAUAUAAAUGCCAGUGUUGACUUUUUCAACAUACAAAUCCAUACUUUCAAUGAAAUUGUUGCCUUAUCUUAUGACGACCCUAUGGAUGUACAUUCGUACACAAACGGCACUAAUAUUGGCCUGAUUUGGAAAGAAGGGCUUGAAAAAUAUUCAAUGAAGAGGAAAAAGGAAAAUACUGGUAGUGCAGCUUCCGGUUUGGUCCAGUUUUAUUUAUUCCGCAAUCACCAGGUUGAUGAACAAUUGGAUUUUUUGAUAAUCGUUACAACUUAUACCAGAAAUAAUCCAAUACCAGGCGGUUGCAAUUUAUCAUUCGAAACCGAAAUUGCUCCUUAUCAGAAGGUUAACCAAAGUGAUGAAAUUAUCACAGUCAUGAGUCAACCUCCAUCUCUGUUUGGCGAGUUUUGUAAUAAAAGUAAUAUAACCACCGAAAUGUACUAUUUUUACUUAAAAGAAUAUGAUAAUAACAGUCAAGAAUACUUUGAAGUCAUCCAAAAAAUGGCCACUCCAGACAAUAUAACCAAAUAUGGCACGAAAGUGCCAGAUCAUUUAUCUUCAAACAAAUUUAAACAAAUGUAUAAUAAUUAUCGAGGUACUGGUCGAGUAUUUGCUGUUGUAUCGACAUAUGAAGGAGAAAAAUCUGCUUACGUACCGGCAACAUCUUUCGGAUGCAACUUGCAGGCUUGGGAAGAAGAGUGCCUGGCUCCUGUCGAACCACACUGGAAAGUCGUUAUUGCAUUAUUACUCAUUUUUGGUGUGAUAAUUUGCUUUUCUGGUCAUCAAUGGUUUAAAUUUGGACUUUUUGUUAUUGGAUAUACUUUUGGGGUUAUCAUUAUGUUGAUAAUGGUGACUGUUGAUAAUGAUUUUUCAAGUGCAGGUAAAGCAGUUUAUGCGUUAUUAAUGGGAAUUUUUGUUGCCAUUGCAUGGAUUUUCCUUUGGUGGAAAUAUGGCAUACCAUUCAUUGCAGUAUUUCUAGCAUUUAUUUUGAUGGGAGGGCUUAUUGCUUCGAUCGUAUUUUAUAGUCCAUUGGGGAAUUUUUACAUAUUCACCGAUGAGCCAAGCUUUUGGCUGGCAUUUAGUUCUGUUUUGAUAAUAAGCUUAUUGCCAAUGGUCACUUUAACAUCUAUGUAUUACAUAAUUGCAUUAAGCUUAUUGGGCUCUUAUGCCAUCAUUGUUGCCCUCAAUUAUUAUUUCGGUGGAAAUUUGCCUUAUAUUUUAAUCAAUACCUACCGGAGAAUGACUGUGAAGAACUUUGGAACAGCUGUAAUCAAUCCUCCUUUUCAAACGUUAGACAUUUGGCAAACUGUUUUGUGGAUACUCUUAUUUGCCACUGGAGUCCAUGUCCAAAUCAGAAAAUCGUUGGGAAAACCACCUUUUCCACCACAUAGGAAUCGAAGUGUCAGAAAUCGAAAUGAAGCAAUGGUGAAUGAAGAAACUCCGUUGCUUUAUCCAGAAAUGCCUCCUCCAUACACAGCUACAAGAUAAAUUUUUGCAACUCUAGCACAAUUUUACAUGACAAGAAGCUAAACAAAUUUUACUAUCUAAACUUAUUAUUGUAGUAUACACAUACCUUAGGUAGUAGGUACCUAUGUUAAAAUUAAGUAAAACGAUGGUGCAUCUUAUUAUAAUAAUCUAUGACUGAUGUGUAGCUUUUAUAUCAUCAUACCAAAAUAAUAAAACAUUUCUUAGAAAAUGUGGUUUUAUUAUCUUAUAGUAUAACCCUGGAUCACCCUUCAAAUACAAAUCUUCAAGCACGGCGGGCUUAAAAUAAUAGAGAUAGCCUUUAGACGCUUCUUUUGUUCAAGAAUGGAAUUCUUCUAUUAAAUAUAGUAUCAAAAAAAAGUUUUAAAGACCGAGAAAAAACUAGACCCUUUGAAUGUGGAUUUGACCCUAAAAACUUAGCCCGAUUGAUUGAAUUAUCUAGCGAAUGGGCAUGUUUCCGAUUUUUUUUUUUCGCCUAUUGAAUAGUAUUUUGUUUGCUUAUUCUUAAUGUGCAGUUAUUUUUUUUCUGCGUUCCCAAUUUUUUUUUUAUUUUAAUUUUUGGAAAAAGCACUGUUUUGGGAUGUUGACAGUUUGUGCUUGUGAAAUAUGUAAUACUUAUAAAUUAUAAUUAUCAUUUAAAAAAAAUUUAAUCAAACAUGCAAUUGAUUAUUUAUGUGGAACAAUAAUAUAAAUAGAUACAAUAAUCAUGUAAUUAUUGGUUUUUGGAAAUAAAUCCUUAAUAAAGAUAAGUAA